Molecule: messenger RNA, 1743 nt
Organism: Babesia bigemina
Lineage: Eukaryota; Apicomplexa; Aconoidasida; Piroplasmida; Babesiidae
Exons: 1
Coding region: 1-1743 (580 amino acids)
Source: RefSeq, a predicted model, not a curated record
AUGGCUGUGUCAGCAGCAGAGAAUGAACAAACCUAUCAGGCAGUAAGUGAUUCUACGGACUGCAAUAGUCAUGCGAAACACAACGAGGAUGGGAAUGAGGGAAUGCUGAUGGAUAUUAGCGAAAUGAAGGCAACGGUGGAGGAUAAGAUGGAAACGAGGGAGUCGCUACAGGAUAUUAACGAAAUGAAGGCAACGGUGGAGGAUAAGAUGGAAACGAGGGAGUCGCUACAGGAUAUUAACGAAAUGAAGGCAACGGUGGAGGAUAAGAUGGAAACGAGGGAGUCGCUACAGGAUAUUAGCGAAAUGAAGGCAACGGUGGAGGAUAAGAUGGAAACGAGGGAGUCGCUACAGGAUAUUAACGAAAUGAAGGCAACGGUGGAGGAUAAGAUGGAAACGAGGGAGUCGCUACAGGAUAUUAGCGAAAUGAAGGCAACGGUGGAGGAUAAGAUGGAAACGAGGGAGUCGCUACAGGAUAUUAACGAAAUGAAGGCAACGGUGGAGGAUAAGAUGGAAACGAGGGAGUCGCUACAGGAUAUUAACGAAAUGAAGGCAACGGUGGAGGAUAAGAUGGAAACGAGGGAGUCGCUACAGGAUAUGAGGGAAAUGAUGAAGUUGCUGAAGGAUAUGAGGGAAAUGAUGAAGUCGCUGAAGGAUAUGAGGGAAACGAUGGAGUCGCUGAAGGAUAUGAGGGAAAUGAUGGAGUCGCUGAAGGAUAUGAGGGAAACGAAGGAGAUAGCUGAGACGAUGAAAUCGUUAGUAGACUUGUUGCAGCGUGGCUUGUUACAUAAAUACGUCGUUGCUCCAUGCGUGUUGAAAACGCCACAUCCGGAUGGUGGAGCAGGGACCUCACCCUCCGGUAGCGGUCAACAGCAGUUGUGUUCUGCUCCUCCGCAAUCACAACAUGCCAGUUCACAAGCUCAGUCGGUAAACAUACCCGAAACUUGUGUGGUUAAAAAAUCGCCUAAUUUAACGGCCCAUCAACAAGUGGUGUACAAUUCGCUGAUCUAUGUCCCUCGCAACUUCAAGGAGGCUGUUGACUGGUUGAUUGCCGUGAGGGGAGAUGAUGGAAUGAAGAACUUGAAGGCUUUGGGCGCGGCGCUUUACGAUUUUUACGCACACAUGUCAGGUAGAUUCACAGAGGUGUCAGAUCUAGAUAAAGUCAUACGCGUUUCUAGAGAGUUCUUAGAGCAAGAGAAGCUUAAAAAGCGUCGAUCCGUUAAGCGUAUUCUGAUCAAACUAAAUGAUCGUUUGCGUAAAACACCCGAUCAGCUAGCCAAGCGCAUUGGCUCUGCACACGAUACAAAGAACGAGAAGUACUUACAAAAAAAGGGUCUCACUGCUGACACCAUCGCAGAAAACCUAUGUUGCGUCGUGGAUGCUUGUGCGGAGUUCCUGGGAAGAAUAAAGAACCGCAGUCACUACAAGUCUGCUUACAGUCCGCAGGCGACGUGGGAUGCGUCAUUUUCGGCUCAUCCGGAAACUGGCGUAGUAAUCUUCGUGGGUAUUGCGCCAAUGUUAUGCGCAAGCAUAUCAUCUUUGAAUGCUGCUGUGUUUGCUGCGAUGUUGAGAUUUCCGCCGUUUAUUGCGUAUAAGCGUAUGCAGGAGUUGAUACAAGCCUUGGGUUACGUAGAGCCAGAAUGCCGCGCUGGCAUGACGGCUUCGUAUGUCGGAGAUGCCUUGGAAGGUUUUGAAGAGACAAUUAUCUUCCUUUACGAACUCGCUGGCUUCUGGAUUUUCUACUGA